GACAGAGUUGAGGGAAAGUGAAAGCAAAGAACAAAGGCACAGAGAAAGCAACCUUUUUUAGGGGGGAAAAGUACACAGUUUUCCGGCAAGAGAAAAAGGAAGGAAGAUGGUGUGGAUGGCGAAUCAACAGUUGGGGGGAAGAGGGAAGAAAAGUCGGAUAUGGGGAGCAGCAUUUCUCUGUUGGCUUUUCCUCAUGUUGAUCACUCCCAAGAUCCCUCUAUCCCCUCACAACCCUCUCUUCGCUGACAUGCGCAAUUUUCUUGGAGUGCCUAACACGUUGAAUGUGAUCUCGAAUUUCCCUUUUCUGAUUGUGGGUGUUCUGGGAUUUGUUCUAUCUCUCGGAGGAAGCUUUUUCAACAUCAGUUUGCGAGGAGAGGUGUGGGGUUGGGUGCUAUUCUAUGCGGGAAUAGCCAGCAUGGCUUUCGGGUCUGCUUAUUAUCACCUUAAGCCUGAUGAGAGUAGAGUGAUGUGGGACACCUUGCCGAUGAUGAUUGCAUAUUCCUCACUUUUCUCUAGUUUUAUUAUCGAGAGGCUGGGUGAGAGAAUCGGCCUAAGUUGUCUGCUGUCACUUCUAAUAGUUGCUGUUAUCAGUAUAAUUUAUGCAAGAACAUUUAGUGAUCUUCGGUUGUGCAUAACAUUCCAGUCAAUUCCUUGCAUAGCAAUUCCUAUCAUGACAUUUUUGUUCCCACCUAAAUAUUCUCAUUCAAGGUACUGGCUUUGGGCAGCAGGGGCUUGCAUUGUAGCCAAAGUAGAAGCUCUUGCUGACAUGAAGAUAUACCGUGCAAAUCGUUACAUAAUCAGUGGACAUUCCUUGGAGCACUUGUGUUCAGCCAUUGCCCCUGUUUUGCUUACGGUUAUGCUUAUGCAUAGAAGCAUCAGAUUUCAAAGAUUAGGUGACCUCAAAGGGCGUCCCUGAGGUAGAGUUUCAUCAUGGCAUUCCCAAACAGCUCUUAGCAUUGGCAGAGAAUUUUUUUGUAAAGGGAUCAUGGGAGGUAACAUAUAAUUUAAUUAGCAUUCACCUUUCGCAGACAACCUCCAUGCCAGUGAAGAAUUUAACCAUGCAUAUGAUUAUUCUUCUGCCUUUGUUCUUUUUAAUGUGCUGGGGAGGGGUACAGUUUUUUAGGUUUGGUUGUUGAAUGACAGAUCCUAGAGACCUUAUCCUCAUAACUUAAUGUAGGCUUUCAUGAUCAACAGGGCAGCCCCAAUGUCCAAUCUUUUUCUGUGUGCUCAUAUUCCUUGGAACCAAUUGUGCUCUCUUUUACUUAUAAUCUGUGGGCAGUCAUGCUUCUUUUGUGCAUCCAUGGCAAUAAUUGGAAUUUCACAUA
This is a messenger RNA of Rubroshorea leprosula, 1325 nucleotides long. Lineage: Eukaryota; Viridiplantae; Streptophyta; Magnoliopsida; Malvales; Dipterocarpaceae. The record is from the annotation of a GenBank genome assembly.